Molecule: messenger RNA, 2454 nt
Organism: Arxiozyma heterogenica
Lineage: Eukaryota; Fungi; Ascomycota; Saccharomycetes; Saccharomycetales; Saccharomycetaceae
Exons: 1
Coding region: 1-2454 (817 amino acids)
Cellular component (GO): cytosol; mitochondrial outer membrane; nucleus
Molecular function (GO): protein binding
Source: RefSeq, a predicted model, not a curated record
AUGUUUAGAAAUAUUUUUAAGAGAAGGGAAUCCCUAGAUGUCAAUGAUAAGAUCAAUACCACUGAAAAAACUAAGCUUAUUCUUAAACAAGCAGAGAACUUUGAAGUCGCCUUGAUGGCAAUGGAUUAUGUCCUUGAUGAUAGAGCACAAGAAGGUUUGAAAUUAUUGACAGACAAUAGCGAACAAGGCGAUAAAAAUGAUGAAACCAUUAAUGUUCUAGCAAAAGGUGUUAUUGAAUUCCUAGCUGCUACUUUAAGUUUUGAGGCAAAAGAAAUGAAAAUCGCAUCCGAGACUUUAGCUAAAGCUGAACAGUUAUCUUUAAGGAGUAAAGCAAGAGCAGAAAAGGAAAAUAUUAAAUCAAGUAGUUAUUAUCCACCUGGAACUGUAUAUGCUGUCACUUAUACCGAAUCAACCCUUUUACAUGCUUUAUUAAUGCUUUUCAAUGAAUCUAUGAUAGACGCUGCAAAAGCUGUUUUAAAAUUACGGAAAGCUUACUAUACAUUACAAGAAAUUCUAGAAUCUGUUAAAAAAGUAGACCAAGCUAUAGCAAAUAGCAACGACAAUUCACAAACAUUCUACAAAAAUAAAGACGCGCAACAUAACAUAAAUAAAAACAAUAACAACAACAAUAGUAAUUCUUCUGCAAGUUUUAUAUCAUUAUCUGGGAAACAAUUUGUAUCUGUUGAUAUCCCAUACAAAUUAUCCCCCGAGGAACAAAAAAAUUCUGAAUUAUUGGCUAACGCCGAAUUAAUCCAUAAUAUGAGAGUUAGGAGAUUGUCUGGUACCCAUAUUGACAAUAUUCCUGCAAUUAACAGACUAAGAACUGAACUAGGUAUUCAAUCGAUAUCAGAACAAUCUGUAUCGACCGCCUCUUCUACUUCUACAACUAAUAAUAGUAGUGAUGUCUCUAGUUCUGUAAAAAUCACCAAUUCUGAUGAACCUGUUCUAUUGCUAUCUGAAGAUUUAGAUGUGUAUCAAGCUACUAUAGACGAAUUUAUUCAUUCUGGUGUCAAUUUAUGUUUUGGUAUAUUACAAGUCGUCUUAUCUUUGUUACCUCCUGCCAUUGGUGCCGUUUUAUCCGUUAUUGGUUUCAAAGGAUCUCGUGAGGAUGGUCUUCGUCUAGUCUGGAAAUCUACAAAGCAGAGAAACGUUCAUGGUUGUAUUGGUCUUCUAGCUUUAAUGUUUUAUUAUGAUGGUCCAUUCCAAUUUACUGAUGCUGAUUUUGAUAUUCCUGCCACUCCAACACCAUCACCCAAUUCUUCUACUACUACUUCUUCCUUUUCCACAGCUUCUUCUUCACAUAGCUCAAAUAAUUUAUCUGUUUCACCUAGAUCAAAGUCAAGAUCAAAUUCUAGGUCUUCCUCUUUAUCUGAAUCAAUGUCAACAUUAAAAUUAAAUAGGAAAGAAGAGAUGGAUGCCCCAACUCUAUUGCAUCCAGGAAAAAUUCUGGAGAGUGCUUUAUUACAAGCAAGAGCUUUAUUCCCAAAUAGUGCAUUAUGGUUAUUAAAUGAAGCAAGAAUGCUUUCUGGAAAAGGCCGUCUAAAAGAAGCUGUAGCAUUGAUGGAUUCUAUUGAUGUAAAUAAAAUUCAAAUGAGACAAGUUAAAGUGUUAAUGAUUUUUGAUAGAGCUAUCACUUUAGUCCAUUUACAUGAAUUUGAUAGAGCUGCGGAAGAUUUGAUUUCGUUGGUAGACAUAUCUGAUUGGUCACAUGCCCUAUACACCUAUUUUGCAGGUUGUUGUUAUUUGGAAAAUUGGAGAAUGUGUCAAAUGGGCUUAUUGGAUGAGACUAAUUCAAAAGGUAUGAAAUGGUAUGAAGAAAAGGCCAGGGAAUUAAUUUUCUCUGCACCAAGUUAUCUAGGUAGGAAAACUUUUAAAUCAAAGAAUUUGCCAUUAGACAGAUUUAUGUUAAGAAAAGUUGAACAAUUCAAAAGUUUACAAAAGCAAUUAGGUGCUGAUAAUCCACUGGAUGCAAUUGCUACGUCUCCAGUCCAUGAAUUAGCAUACUUUUAUAACGGUUACAACAGGAUGACCAAGGACGGGUUAGAACUAACCAUGAAAAUGUUAACUGAGUACGAAAACCCUGCUAUUAAAUUAUGUGAUCCAGAUCAAGAAUUAAUUAAAGAUUUGUUGACUUCCUUGACAAUGAGAAGACUAGGUAAAAUUAAGGAAGGUUGCGAAAUAUUGGAUGAACGAGUACUACCAAAGAUUUUAACCAUUGAUCCAAAUAAUGGUAAAGUUAAAUACUUUAAAAAGACCGAAGACCCAUGGGCGUACCCAACUGCAUUAUAUGAACGUGCUUUAUUCUGUUGGAAAUUGAAUGAAAUGAGUGGGUUACAAGAAUGUAAAGAAUGGUUAACAAGAGCACAAAAUUAUGCUGAUGAUUAUGAAUUAAGUACCCGUGUUGGUAUGAAAAUCAAGGCCGCAUUAGAUAGAGUGGAAAAUUCUUUACAAUAG